UCUGCUGGGGACUUGUGAGGCAUGCCCUUGAGGAGAAAAAACCCCAAACCUCCAGCAGCUUGCUGAAGCUGAGGAGACGUCCAAAGGCUGUGAUGUUGGAGGAGAGGGAAGCAGCACCUCAUGUGCAUCGAAUCAGUGCUGGUGGAACAGUGAGAAAUCAAAUGGCUGGGACAGAGGAGCUUCAGUCACCUGUCUUCAGGCAGAGCAGCCCCCUGAAGGCUGAGGAAAAGAUUGACAGAGCUUCCAGUGCAGCACUUAAACAGAGAGAAGGAAGCAGCUCUGUACCUCCUGAGACAGCACUGGAGGUUAUCCAAGAUGUGAUUGAUGACAGCAUCCUUCCAGGAAUGCCUGAGCUGUUCCUGUCUGCACCAAGGGACAGCAGUGAUGUCUGGCAGCCUGAAUCCCCCAGUGCUGUGGCCACAUCUGGUUACCAUGAGCCUGCAGGGUCAUGUUCAGAGAGCAGGGACUCUGUUUUACUUGACACCAGUGAUGACAAAGGAAAAGAAUCCUCCAGUGUAAUAAACCCAAUGGAUGGUGAGAGGGGGUGUGAGGAUCAGGGAGAGCUGCAGAGGCUCUUGGAUUUGAUGUCAGAAAAUGAAGUGCUGCCUGCUGAUGGAGAUAGCACCAUGACCAAUGAAAGCAAAAGCCACCAAGGGAAUCAGAGGGAUGCUGAGACCUUAACCCCCCUUCCUACAGAUCUUCCUGUGGGUAGUGCUGGAGAACUGCCUGAGGAUCAACAGCCUGAAAUUCAGCCCAAGCUUUCUUGCCCAGACAAGGUGGCAGCUGAAAACACACUGAAUUCCUGCACUGUGGUCGAGGGACUUCUUUUUCCAGUGGAAUACUAUGUGAGGACAACUCGACGCAUGUCCAGCUGCCAGCGGAAAGUAGACCUGGAUGCUGUGAUUCUCAGCCAGCUGGGCAGGAGUAAGAAAGGCCAGAGAAGUAAGGGCAAGCAGAAAGGUGCAAAUUCAGAUCUCCCCUCCCAGGAAAGAGUUGAAAGAGAUUUGGAGAUGCCAUUCCCUUCUUCUGCUGCAGAAAAUGACCACGCAAAUUCAGGCAGUCCUCACAGAUCUCUUCCUGUGUCCAGCAGCAGCAGCACUUCCCUGGGAUCAGCUUCUCAAAGCAGUGUCAGCAGCACAAAGCGAGACCAGAGACGAUCACAGCGGAAACAGAAGGGCAGCAGGAGGCCUGCCUGCAGCCCCCCUGUGCACCAGCUGUCACAGGAGCUUCCAGAGAGUUUGGAGCUCAUGGCACCAGGAGGAGGCAGCAGUUGGAUGUCAAAUGAGGGUCAGAGUGAGAAGGAAAACUGUGAGGCUAACCUUGAAAAACCAUCCUCAGAUGAGAGAAGGCCAUCUGCUGCUGGAGCUCUGGGGGCUAGAGGGGCAGGAAUGACCAGUGCUACACAGCUGGCAGGUGCUGAUCCUCCUGGGGAAAGCCAAGGGCAUGACAGAUGCUGUAGGAUUACAUCAGAACAGCUUCAGAAUCCACUUCAGAGCACAGAUUCUCUGAAUUCAGGGAGUGAAGCUUUUCCCAGCCACACCAGAGAUGUGGAAGCCAAUUCAGCUGUGAGCCAGGCUGGUAAACAGCCCAUGGAGCACGUUAGGAAUCAGCACGUGGAAGGAGCCUCUGGAGCUGAGCAGCCACUACUGCUUCCUGUCUCUCCACGCCGCUCUCUACGUUCCUCCACAAGACAGAGAACCAGUCAAGCCUCCAAAGAUGGUAGCAAAAGAGGACUAAGCUUGCCAGCAGGUUCAGAGGGUUCUCCUUCCCUUGGCCUCCCUGCUCUGGAUUCCAAUACCUGCAGCUCUCCCUUCUCCUUCCGCAGUCCCCAGUGGCUGGCCUCCAAGCUGGGUAUCACAGACUUCCACUUGCCAGAUGAGGAGUUUGGACAACUAAAACUCAAGAAAUUAGAAUCUUCUGUGAAUGAGUUGGAGGUUUUUGUUCCUAGUGUGGUUGAGGAUGGUGUGGCUUCAGAGGACAGCAAAGAUGCACAAAUGAAUGCAGGACUAAAAACUCUCACAAGUAAUUUGAUUUCACCUCUCAGACGUGGAUUGCUCAAGUUACCUCCUACAGAAAGCCCAACUGCCAGGAAAAAGCUUUCCACCCAUGAACUGCUGUCUACUCCCAUGGGGACUGUCUUGCCUGGUGCUCCCACUCAGCCUGAGACUCAGAUCUCCUCACCCAUUUUCCCUGUCCUGGGGGCAAGCCCAGCUGUCCUACCAUCAGUGCAGGGUGAGCUCUUCCCCAGUGCCUCCUCUGCACCCUGUUCUUCCAGAAGAGCAUCUGCCCAGGUCGUGGAUGAUGAGUGCAGAGACUCCACUGUCCUGCUGCCCUUGGACAGCUGUGCUGUGGGAUCUGUUGGGAAAGAGGAGGAACGAGGUACAACGCUUCCUUCAGAAGCUGAAAGAGGUCUUGAUGAUAAACCUGCUGAGGUUGUGGCUUUGGAGGAAGAUCAGCAGUCAGAAGGUGAACAGCAGAGAUCCUGCAGAGAUUCUCCUGGGCAGAAAAAACAUGUAGCAGAACAGCUGGCUGCGGAGCUGCAUCACAGCCUGGCAGAAGAGAGCCUGCAGCUUGUAUCCAGGCUAAAGGAUUCUUCAAGUUCCUGUGCCGUGGAUGUGAGCACCAUGUGGUGGGAAGCAGCUGGCUGCAGAGAGCUGUGUGUGGUGACUGCCUGUGAGAGCUGUGUCUCCCUGUGGAAGCCUCUGGACUCUGACUGCUGGGGGAAGGUCCAUACCUGGCAACUUGGAGAGGUUCCUGUAAUCCAGAUUGUUCCUCUGCCAGACACCUGUAAUCUCGUGUGUGUAGCACUGGGAGAGCUGGAGAUUGAAGAAAUAAGGCUCUUGCUUUAUUCUCCUGAGAAUGACUCAUUCAAGCAAUCAGUAGUCAAAACUGGGACCAUAAAAGCUGUUCUUGGGCUGAAGGACAGGAGGCUGGUCAGCAGCAGCAGAACCCUGCAAGAGCAGCAGGUGGAAAUAGUGUCACUUUCAGAGACAGGGAGGAGCACGGAUGGACAGACUCUGAUGCCUCCUGAAGAAACUGUUCUGGCUUUUGCUGAAGUAGAAGGAAUGAGAGAGGCCCUGGUUGGCACCACUGCAGUGAACAGCAUCGUUGUUUGGAAUCUGAAGACAGGCCAGCUCCUGAAGAAGAUGCACGUUGGUUAUUCCUACCCAGCUUCCAUCUGCCAUCGAGCGUAUUCCGACUCCGGCCUUCUGUUUGUUGUUUUAAGUCACCCCCACGCCAAAGAGAGCGAGUCCUGUGGAAACCCCGCGUUCCGCCUGGUGGCCUUCAACCCCACAACAGCCAGGAGCAGGGGGGUGAUGGCCUCCUCUCUCCCACCAGGCCACACGGGAAGGUACCUGGAGGGUGAUGUGAAGGAUGCCUCCGCCGCUGCUGUGCUGACAUCAGGUGCCAUCGCGGUCUGGGACCUGCUGCUGGGGCAGUGCACGGCCUUGCUGCCCCCAGGCCCAGCAGGGAACUGGGCACUGGCCCGCUGGGCCACCACUGGUGCCUGCCUGCUGGCUGGGCAGCGGGAUGGCACUGUCUGCCUGUAUCAGUACCGCCAGCCCUGGCCACGAGUAGCCUAGUGGAGAUGAGUAUUAGCAGUGCUGGCGGAGCCUGGCACUUCAACUCAGGUUAACAGGGUGUGUGGGGCAGGGGUUGGGACGGGCACCGGGAGGGCACUGCUGAGCACUCUGGUGUGUGCAAUGACAUUAAAACUGUUUGCUUUGGAAUGAC
Pogoniulus pusillus (Red-fronted tinkerbird) is the source of this 3735-nucleotide messenger RNA. It is a transcript of the gene PALB2, whose product is annotated as partner and localizer of BRCA2. Gene Ontology annotation, cellular component: nucleoplasm. Bases 93 to 3584 code for a protein of 1163 amino acids. Gene Ontology annotation, biological process: double-strand break repair via homologous recombination. Lineage: Eukaryota; Metazoa; Chordata; Aves; Piciformes; Lybiidae. The transcript is spliced from 10 exons. Gene Ontology annotation, molecular function: protein binding; DNA binding. The record is from RefSeq and is a predicted model, not a curated record.